UUGGCCUCCUGCCGGUCUAAUUUCGUGCCAUUCGAAUUGCUUCUUCCGAAGCUGCGAUGGUCGUUUAACAGGAGUUUGAUUCUUUCAAAGCAGUUUGACAGGAGUUUGAUCUUGCUCAAUUCAAGCUCCUGAUUAUAGCGCGUUUACUCAGAUCACAGCAGAUGUGCCGCCAGUGAAGGUAAGGGGACCGGGGCAUCUGUGUUACUGUGUAUCAGACGAACACGACACGAUCCUUGGUCAGGGAGAAAUCACCAUGCCACCAUGGUGCUAUGGUUAGAGUACACUUCACAGUUACACCGGCCGAGAUGCCGAUCCUCCUCUAGCCUAGCCGCCCGCCCAUGGCGAGGCCGGCGGCGAGGGCGCGGCCGCCGAAGCACCUGGUGGGGCUCGCCGUCGUCGCCGUCCUCGGCCUCGCGCUUGUCGUCGACUUCCUCUGGGCUUCGUCCUCUUCCUCCGCCGCCUGGUCCUCCAGGCUUGCCCUCUCGACCGGCCCCGCCGUGCAGGCGACGCCCGUCGCGAAGGAGAGUAAGAAGGACAAGAAACCUGUAGGUUCGAUGGACAUAAAUGCAACUUUUGCAGACUCGCCAGCUCCAGAAUUAAAAUGGGAGGAGAUGGCUGAAGCACCUGUCGUACGUUUGGAUGGUGCUGCUAUACAGAUUAAGAAUCUCUUAUAUGUCUUUGCUGGAUAUGGCACAAUUAACCAUGUGCAUUCUCAUGUUGAUAUAUACAAUUUCUCAGAUAAUACAUGGGGUGGGAGAUUUGAUAUGCCCAAGGACAUGGCACAUUCACAUCUGGGGAUGGUUACUGAUGGAAGAUUCAUCUAUGUGGUAACUGGACAGUAUGGUCCGCAAUGUAGGGGGCCUACAGCUCGAAAUUUUGUAUUGGACACAGAAACAAAAGAAUGGCAUGAUUUGCCUCCAUUGCCAGUUCCUAGAUAUGCUCCAGCAACUCAACUAUGGAGAGGCAGACUUCAUGUAAUGGGUGGCAGCAAGGAGGAUAGGCAUGAACCUGGGCUUGAACAUUGGAGCCUCGCAGUAAAGGAUGGGAUAGCAUUGGAGAAAGAGUGGAGGAGUGAGAUACCAAUACCAUGUGGUGGUCCUCAUAGGUAUAUAACUUCCCUUAUUAUGUUGCCCUAAAAAACAACCUUCCCUUCCUAUGUUAUCAUCAGUUGUUAUUUUCAUUGGAAAGCAAUGUUACUAGAUGCCUAUAUGCCCUAGUGAAAGCAGGAAUUGGCUUA
Panicum virgatum (switchgrass) is the source of this 1237-nucleotide messenger RNA. RefSeq names its product kelch repeat-containing protein At3g27220-like. Bases 339 to 1136 code for a protein of 265 amino acids. The transcript is spliced from 4 exons. The record is from RefSeq and is a predicted model, not a curated record. NCBI's taxonomy places the organism in Eukaryota, Viridiplantae, Streptophyta, Magnoliopsida, Poales, Poaceae. Gene Ontology annotation, molecular function: protein binding.